This is a messenger RNA of Punica granatum (pomegranate), 1904 nucleotides long. The record is from RefSeq and is a predicted model, not a curated record. NCBI's taxonomy places the organism in Eukaryota, Viridiplantae, Streptophyta, Magnoliopsida, Myrtales, Lythraceae.
CCCCGGGCGCCAAUUUUGGAUGAGUAGAAGGACAGGCGGUAGCUCAGUCGCGGCGGUACGGUGGCGCCGUGGAGAUUCGGGCUUCCCGAUUAUGCUGACGGUCUCACGCCCUCCUAGCCUCCGUCUCCAUUGUUCUUCGUCCCAAAGGAAGCAAACUGACCAGAAAAAUGGCCGAUAUCUGAGCCAGCGGCAUAAGAAACAACGUUCUUCUACUCUCUCCUUCCGGAAGUCAUCUCCGACCCCUCUCCUCAUCAACCACAAGCCCUCCCCUCAGACCAAGCUCGAAGCCCUCGACGCUGUGAUCAACGACCUCGAAUCCUCCAUUAACAAUGGCAUAACGAUCGAUACGCAAACCUACGCCUCCCUACUGGAGACGUGCUACCGCCUGCGAGCCCUCGAUCAGGGAGUCCGCAUCAACCGGUUGAUCCCGCCCAACCUCUUGCGCAAGAACGAAGGCCUGUCUUCGAAGCUGCUCAGGUUAUAUGCGUCGUGCGGUCAGGUGAAUGGAGCUCACGAGGUGUUUGAUAGAAUGUCUAGGAGGAAUGUGGCAGCUUUUCCUUGGAACUCCCUUAUAGCGGGAUAUGCAGAAUCGGGUCAAUACGAGGACGCUAUUGCACUUUACUUCCAGAUGGCUGAAGAGGGUGUCGAGCCUGAUAGGUACACCUUUCCUCGUGUGCUGAAGGCGUGUGCUGGAAUCAAGUCGAUUCAUAUUGGCGAGGCGGUCCACCGGGAUGCCAUCCGUUCAGGUUUUACAAAGGAUGAUUUCGUCCUCAACUCACUGGUUGACAUGUAUGCCAAGUGUGGUGACAUUGUGAGGGCGCGGAAGGUAUUCGAAAAGAUUGUGCACAAAGACAUGGUCUCGUGGAACUCCAUGCUGAUGGGCUACAUUCGUCACGGGCUUUUGUUGGAGACCUUGGACAUAUUCCGUGAGAUGCUAUUUCAGGGAUUUCAGCCCGACUCAAUUUCAUUAUCCUCUAUUCUUACGGGGAUGUCAUCACUGAAGCUUGCUCUCCAAGUCCAAGGCUGGGUUGUUAGGAGGGAAGUUCAGUGGAAUUUAUCCAUAGCCAAUUCUUUGAUUGUUGUCUACUCCAAUCAUGGCAUGUUAGAUAAAGCGAGGUGGAUAUUUGAUAACAUGCCCGAGAGAGAUACCGUGUCGUGGAACUCUAUAAUAUCUGCCCACACGAAGUCUCGAGAAGCCCUUUUAUAUUACGAGCAGAUGGUGAGGGAUGGUGCUAAGCCUGAUUGCAUCACAUUUGUUUCAUUACUUUCGACUUGUGCUCACUUGGGUUUAGUAAAGGAUGGGGAGAGGCUAUUCUCCACAAUGAAGGAGAAGUUUGGGAUAAGUCCGAGCAUGGAGCAUUAUGCAUGUGUGGUAAAUCUCUACGGGAGGGCCGGGAUGGUGUAUGAGGCAUACGCCAUUGUUGUUGAGAGGAUGGAGAUUGAGGCGGGCCCAACUGUGUGGGGAGCUCUGUUACAUGCUUGCUGCCUUCAUAGGAACGUAGAGAUUGGAGAAAUAGCUGCUGAGAAGCUAUUUGAAUUGGAGCCUGAUAACGAGCACAACUUUGAGCUCCUCAUAAGGAUUUACGAGAAUGCGGGAAGAUUGGAGGAUGUGGAGAAGGUGAGGAUGAUGGCAGCUGAGAGAGGAUUGGAUUUUUUACAUUCUGAUGGCCAGAAGCAUCGAACUCGAAAUACUUCAUACUAAUUAAAGCUUUCUAUAUGGUCUGGGGCAUUGUCUUGUAUCAUUUUUCUGCUGCAAGUUGUAAUUAUAUCAGUAAGGAUGAUACGUGGAUUCAGAUUUUGCUGUUGUGAUUGAUUGAUGGGUGCGCCGCUGUAAUUUUUUUUUUAUAACUAGAAUACAUUAUUAGCAAAUUGAUUACGUGAAGUGUUGAAUUUGAAUUUUAUCA